AUGCUCUCUAGCAUGACAGGAUGCAUGAGUUUUCUUACGGGAGGUGGUAAUUCUCCGACCUCAGAUUGUUGUGAGGCCCUUAAGUCGUUAACCGGAACCGGUAUGGACUGUCUGUGUCUGAUUGUAACCGCGGGUGUGCCACUCAAUCUUCCUAUAAACCGAACUCUAGCUAUAUCUCUUCCUAGUGCUUGUGACAUGCCUGGUGUCCCCGUUAAAUGCAAAGCUUCUGCAGCACCUCUUCCUGCUCCAGGCCCUGCGUCUCUCGGUCCGACCGCUUUUCCUACAGAUACGCAAAAUCCUGAAGGACCUGCUACUUUUGAUUCUGGUCCGACCACUUCUCCUACGGAUUGGCCAACUCCUCCCGAAGGCCAGGACCAGGAUUAUCCCGAAUCAGGCAACAGAGGAAACCCGACGGCGUUAGCUCCUUCAGCCUCGUUGCCUUCCUCUUCGCAGUCUCUCAUGCUUUCACUUCUUCUAAUGGCUUUUGCCUUUAAGCUUAUCAAUUUCUUCUAA
Messenger RNA from Microthlaspi erraticum, 513 nucleotides. NCBI's taxonomy places the organism in Eukaryota, Viridiplantae, Streptophyta, Magnoliopsida, Brassicales, Brassicaceae. The record is from the annotation of a GenBank genome assembly.